UUAGUGAUCCAAGUCAUUUGAAGUCUCACAUGCGGACUCACACAGGGGAGAAACCCUACAGGUGUGAGGAGUGCAGCAGGCAGUUCUGUCAGCUUAGUGAUCUAAGGAGACACAUACGGACUCACACUGGUGAGAAGCCCUACAAGUGUGACGAGUGCAGCAGGCAGUUUAGUGAGCUGGGUCAUCUGAAGAGUCACAUGCGAACUCACGCAAGGGAGAAACCCUACAGGUGUGAGGAGUGCAGCAGGCAGUUCUGUCAGCUUAGUGAUCUAAGGAGACACAUACGGACUCACACUGGUGAGAAGCCCUACAAGUGUGAAGAGUGCAGCAGGCAGUUUAGUCAGCUGGGUGAUCUGAAGAGACACAUGCGGACUCAUACCGGUGAGAAGCCCUACAGGUGUGAGGAGUGCAGCAGGCACUUCAGUCAGCUGAGUCAUCUGAAGGAACAUAUACGGACUCACACAGGGGAGAAACCCUACAGGUGUGAGGAGUGCAGUAGGCACUUCAGUCAGCUGAGUCAUCUGAAGGAACACAUACGGACUCACACAGGGGAGAAACCCUACAGGUGUGAGGAGUGCAGCAGGCAGUUUAGUGAGCUGGGUUAUCUGAAGAGACACAUGAGAACUCACACUGGGGAGAAACCCUACAGGUGUGAGGAGUGUAGCAGGCAGUUUAGUGAGCUGGGUCAUCUGAAGACCCACAUGCGGACUCACACAGGAGAGAAACCCUACAGGUGUGAGGAGUGCAGCAGGCAGUUUAGUAAGCGGGAUCAUCUUAAGAAUCACAUGCGCAUUCACACAGGGGAGAAACCCUACAGGUGUGAGGAGUGCAGCAGGCAGUUUAGUAAGCAGGAUCAUCUGAAGAGACACAUGCGCAUUCACUCAGGGGAGAAACCUUACAGGUGUGAGGAGUGCAGCAGGCAGUUUAGUCAGCUGGGUGAUCUGAAGAAACACAUGCGGAUUCACACAGGGGAGAAACCUUACAGGUGUGAGGAGUGCAGCAGGCAGUUUAGUGAGCUGGGUUAUCUGAAGAGACACAUGCGGACUCACACAGGGGAGAAACCCUACAGGUGUGAGGAGUGCAGCAGGCAGUUUAGUAAGCGGUAUCAUCUGAAGAAUCACAUGCGCAUUCACACAGGGGAGAAACCCUACAGGUGUGAGGACUGUAGUCGGCAGUUUAGUCAGCUGGGUCAUCUGAAGUCUCACAUGCGGACUCACACAGGAGAGAAACCCUACAGAUGUGAGGAGUGCAGCAUGCAGUUCACUCGUCUGGGUAAUCUGAAGUCUCACAUGCGGACUCACACCGGUGAGAAACCCUACAGGUGUGAGGAGUGCAGCAUGCAGUUCAGACAGCGGAGUGAUCUGAAGUCUCACAUGCGGACUCACACAGGGGAGAAACCCUACACGUGUGAGGAGUGUAGCAGGCAGUUUAGUGAGCUGGGCAAUCUGAAGAAACACAUGCGGACUCACACAGGGGAGAAACCCUACAGGUGUGAGGAGUGCAGCCGGCAGUUCAGACAGCGGAGUGAUCUGAAGAAACACAUGCGGACUCACACAGGGGAGAAGCCCUACAGAUGUGAGAAGUGCAGCAGGCAGUUCAGUCAGCUGAGUCAUCUGAAGGAACACAUACGGACUCACACUGGGGAGAAACCCUACAGGUGUGAGGAGUGCAGCAGGCAGUUCUGUAAGCUAAGUGAUCUAAGGAGACACAUACGGACUCACACCGGUGAGAAGCCCUACAAGUGUGAGGAGUGCAGCAGGCAGUUCAGUGAGCUGGGUCAUCUAAAGAGACACAUGCAAACUCACACAGGGGAGAAACCCUACAGGUGUGUGGAGUGCAGCAGGCAGUUUAGUCAGCUGGGUGAUCUGAAGAGACACAUGCGGACUCAUACCGGUGAGAAGCCCUACAGGUGUGAGGAGUGCAGUAGGCACUUCAGUCGGCUGAGUCAUCUGAAGGAACAUAUACGGACUCACACAGGGGAGAAACCCUACAGGUGUGAGGAGUGCAGUAGGCACUUCAGUCAGCUGAGUCAUCUGAAGGAAGUCAUACGGACUCACACAGGGGAGAAACCCUACAGGUGUGAGGAGUGCAGCAGGCAGUUUAGUGAGCUGGGUUAUCUGAAAAGACACAUGCGAACUCACACUGGGGAGAAACCCUACAGGUGUGAGGAGUGUAGCAGGCAGUUUAGUGAGCUGGGUCAUCUGAAGACCCACAUGUACAUGCGGACUCACACAGGGGAGAAACCCUACAGGUGUGAGGAGUGUAGCAGGCAGUUCAGUGUUCUAGGUAACCUGAAGACCCACAUGCAAACUCACACAAGGAAGAAACCCAAGAAGCAAGUUUGAGGAUUGUAGCUCAGUCUGCUUGUUAGCAUGGAGAAUGACAUGGAAGUCUUAAGAUUUAGAAAGCACAUUGCACAGGUAUCCAUGUGUUGAACUACAGGACAGAUGCUGGUGUGGUAGUGAAGUAUUGCAUACAAACUUAGUAAAUCUGUAGAUCUUGAAAAACAUCUUGCUUAUUUCUAUUCUCUUCACAUGUGUAUUCUUAUAUCAAUUAUGUAGCUGUUGAUUAUGGUGGAUUUGACUUGCAGGUAUGAAGUACAUUGUUUAGUAUAGUUUAGGUCCCAGUUGGUGAGUUUGCUAGUACUAGUGCAUUUUCUACAUUCAGGUUUCAGGUUCUCACUAAGAUUAGUAAUACAUACAUUACUUAUCAGCUUUUGUUUCAUAUUUAACUUUGUUUCUGUUGAUGUGCAUGUUUUCUUACUUAUCCAUUUAGUUAAGAAAAAACAUUAGAAUAGAACUGUAGGUAUAUUGUUACAUAUGUUCAAGUGUGGAUACAAAUAUGAUAGACUGUUAGUUCUUUUUAUUUACAAAAUGUAUUAUAACGUUAUAUUGUUAUAUAUGUCAGGUUUCCUGGUAUAGAUAUGAUUUUUUUUUAGAUGAAAUUGCAAACAUAACAUCUGCACAGGGGACAACACUACUUGCAUCACUCUGAAUUAUGAACAAUUGGUUACAUCAGUUACAUCACUAGAACCCAACUGUUAACAGUGAUAUUAUAACCUGUUUGUAGAAUCUUACAUUUCACUGGAAUGUUCACAUAGCUGGACUUAGAGGUAUCUAAAGACUCACCUACAGACUCGCUUCUAUGAAACGCAAGAAGUGAAAGGAGUGCAAAACCACUGUUUUGAUGAAUGAGUUGUUGACUUUUAGUCAUGUAAAGCCCAACCUGUCAGAAAAAGUCAGACAGGGAAAAAAACUUAGGUGUGCAUCAGACUGUUCAAACAACUGGGUCAUCGCAAAAGGCACACGCAAACUCUCAAGUGGAAGGUUUUCAAACACCAGGUUAAGGCAGUAAUGGCCUAAAGAAGAUGGAACAUUCGAAACCCUACAGGAAAAAAUUGGGACAUUUUGCGUUGAGGAAAUGUGGAAAUUCAAGUUCAGUUACUGUCAUGACUAAGAGUGAGUUUUACUUAAAAUCUCACUGAAAGUUUUUUUUUAU
Messenger RNA from Branchiostoma belcheri (Belcher's lancelet), 3498 nucleotides. Its product is annotated as zinc finger protein 91-like. NCBI's taxonomy places the organism in Eukaryota, Metazoa, Chordata, Leptocardii, Amphioxiformes, Branchiostomatidae. The record is from RefSeq and is a predicted model, not a curated record. Bases 30 to 2345 code for a protein of 771 amino acids. Gene Ontology annotation, cellular component: nucleus. The transcript is spliced from 3 exons.